AUGGUGGAGCGUGUGAUGACCAUGAUGAACCACGCCGGACGCCUCCCCGACGCGCUGAGCACCGGCCUCCCGCACUCCGCCUACCCCGACACAGCGCACAGCAAGCUGGGCAUGGGUCAGUUCUCCAGCCCGCUGCACCUCCAGCCACAGCUGCAGCUGGGAUUUGACGGAGCGGCGGGGGGGCAUGUCCACCUCGGGGGGAUCGGGAGUGUGCACUCGCUCGGGAGUGCGCAUGUAAACACGGGGCAUAUGGACGGCAGCGGGAUGCGCAGCGGAGUCGGAGUGCGCAGCGGUUCCCACUUCCCGAGCUCCGGCUGCGCGGCGGCUGCUUCACCCGGGCAGCUGGCGGCCAGCAGGCAGCUGCAGAAGCUGAACUCGCAGUACUACAGCAACCACGGACACCCCGCAUCCCACCACCAGCAUCACACGCAUGACAUGCAGACCGGGAGCUACCAGCUAAACGGCACGGCGACGGACCGGUUUGGCGACGGCGGCGCGCCUGGAUGGGCUCCAGCGGGGCUCCUGGAGCACGUCCCCGCCGCUCUGCUGCCUCCCAGCGGGAUAGACGCGGAUCUGGUGGACGAGGAGGCGCUGAUGGCUCUGGUGGUGGAGUUUGGGCUGGACCGGGUGAAGGAGCUGCCGGAGCUGUGGCUGGGACAGAAUGAGUUCGACUUGGUGGCGGACUUGGUGUGCAAACAGCAAACCAGAGUGAGCUAA
Messenger RNA from Myripristis murdjan (pinecone soldierfish), 717 nucleotides. RefSeq names its product Cbp/p300-interacting transactivator, with Glu/Asp-rich carboxy-terminal domain, 2 (gene cited2). Gene Ontology annotation, molecular function: transcription coactivator activity. NCBI's taxonomy places the organism in Eukaryota, Metazoa, Chordata, Actinopteri, Holocentriformes, Holocentridae. The transcript has a single exon. Bases 1 to 717 code for a protein of 238 amino acids. The record is from RefSeq and is a predicted model, not a curated record. Gene Ontology annotation, biological process: regulation of DNA-templated transcription. Gene Ontology annotation, cellular component: nucleus.